Molecule: messenger RNA, 1907 nt
Organism: Pundamilia nyererei
Lineage: Eukaryota; Metazoa; Chordata; Actinopteri; Cichliformes; Cichlidae
Gene: mycn
Product: MYCN proto-oncogene, bHLH transcription factor
Exons: 3
Coding region: 164-1549 (461 amino acids)
Biological process (GO): regulation of DNA-templated transcription
Molecular function (GO): DNA-binding transcription factor activity; protein dimerization activity
Source: RefSeq, a predicted model, not a curated record
ACACUCUGUGGCCAUCCAGAAAGUGUGUCAGAGGACUGUGUUUGCUCCCAAAGUAGAUGACUGCUCACAUUCUGGUCUCUGUAUUACUGACUGCGAGAUACGAGAAAUUUUUAUUUCGUACAUCACCCCAAGCCAGGAUAAGGUUUUUCGAUUGUGGGAUAGAAUGCCGGCGAUCAUAAGUAAAAACUCCGAUUUGGAGUUUGACUCCUUACAACCGUGUUUCUAUCCGGAUGAGGACUUCUACUUCUGCGGUCCCGACUCUGCGCCACCGGGGGAGGACAUCUGGAAGAAAUUCGAGUUGCUGCCCACUCCGCCCCUCUCUCCAAGCCGCGCCGCGCUACCGGGAGAGCCGGCAACUGCCUCGCUGGAAGCAGACCCCCUUGGCUUCGGGUUAGGGGACCCACUGGACUGGGCAUCCGAGCUGCUGCUCCUGCCUGGGGACGAUAUAUGGGGAGCAUCCGACGAUCUGUUCGGCUCCGCUUUGGAUUCUAAUCCCAACAGCAUCAUCAUCCAGGACUGUAUGUGGAGUGGCUUUUCUGCCAGGGAAAAGCUGGAACGGGUGGUUACGGAGAAACUCGGCAAAGCUAUUUCCACGGCGACAGCAGGCAGCAGGAGUGUGUGCGUCAAGGCGCAGGAGGUGGUGAGCCGCAACUCGAUGUCAGAGUGUGUGGACCCCACAGUAGUGUUCCCUUUCCCGAUCAACAAGAAAAACAGCACCAGGGACUCAUCUGGGACCAUUAAAACAUCCACGGUGCACGGGAGCGCGCCUAGUGACUCUGACGAAGAAGAGGAAGACGAAGAAGAAGAAGAGGAGGAGGAAGAAGAAGAAGAAGAAGAAGAAGAAGAAGAUGAGGAGGAGAUUGAUGUAGUCACAGUAGAGAAGAGGCGCUCUACAAUCACCAAGGCAUCACCCAUGGCGUCAGGCACUGUCACCAUCUCUGUACACCCCAAAAGUCAAGAUGCAAAAGGAAUUGUCUCAGGGUCCGGUUCCGGUGUGGUGAGUCGAUUCGUCAGCCGGGCUCCUCAGGAGCUCAUCUUGAAGAGAAGUUCAGUCCACCAGCAGCAACAUAACUACGCAGCCCCCUCACCCUAUGCUUCAGACGAUGACCCAACCCCGCCUCCAAAGAAGCAAAAGAUGUCUGAUGCCCCGCGCCUUCCUUCCAGAACCAUCUCUUCAUCCUCCUCAUCUUCCUCCUCAUCCUGCAGUUCAGUCACCAGCACAUCAGGGGUGCGCAGCAAGCGCAGCUCCAGCGGGGACAGCAGCCCGAGAGGCAGCUCCGACUCAGAGGACAGCGAGCGCCGACGCAACCACAACAUCUUGGAGCGCCAGCGCCGCAACGACCUGCGAUCCAGCUUCCUGACGCUGCGCGACCACGUGCCGGAGCUGGCGCACAACGAGAAGGCGGCGAAGGUGCUCAUCCUUAAGAAGGCCACCGAAUAUGUGAACUCGCUAGAGACGGAAGAGAUGAGGCUCCAGCAAGAGAAAGAAAGGCUCCAGGUCCGGAGGCAACAGCUGAUGCGCAGGCUGGAGCACGCAAGGACUCGCUAACAGACAAGUGCUACAACACAAACACUCACAAUAUACCCUGGACGACCCCCCCCACCCCCACCCCUCUGCAUCAACUCAAGUCUGAUACACAAGAAGAUGCACACAGAGGCCUCCAUAUUUGUUGCACACGUGCACACACCAACACAACAUCUCAGAGGAUGUUUAUGUUCAGAUGUCAACACACACCUUGGAGGGGCGGGGUGCCGGGGGCGGGGGGAUGCUCGGACUUUCACUGCCGCCACUUUUUUUGCACAUUUGUUGACGUUAAGAAUGUUUAGGGUUUACUUUUUUUCAAUCCAGUCACAUUAAAGAAAGAUUAAAAACGCACACACACACACACACACACACACACACACAC